GAAGAAGAGAUCCGGGUUAGCUCGCUGCUUCGCUUUGGGGGUAGCAGUUGAGUGUGUGGGAAUCAGCGGGAGUUAACUGAUUCUUUACUUAACGCGAUGGCGUACCAGCUGUACAGAAACACCACGCUUGGAAACAGUCUACAGGAAAGUCUCGAUGAGCUCAUCCAGAGUCAGCAGAUCACUCCUCAGCUGGCUCUUCAAGUCCUCCUGCAGUUCGACAAAGCCAUUAACACUGCCUUGGCCAACCGAGUCCGCAACAGGGUUAACUUCAGGGGCUCCCUGAACACGUACAGGUUCUGUGACAAUGUGUGGACGUUUGUCCUCAAUGAUGUGGAGUUCCGGGAAGUAACUGACCUUGUGAAGGUUGAUAAGGUCAAAAUCGUUGCCUGUGAUGGAAAGAAUACAGGUUCUAAUGCUGGGGAGUGAAACCUCUGGAGACAACCUGGACUGUACAUAUAAUUUAUUACCGCAGAGUUACUGUGCCUGCAGCUUUUAUUGAUUUUCUUUUUUUAACGCAAUUGUUUUGCUGUAAUUAAUGAGCUGCUUCAUGUUUAAUAAAACUUUAUCGAAAAAUAUGAAUUUUAAAAGGGUUUCUGGGUAUGUUCUUGUAACA
Synchiropus splendidus (mandarinfish) is the source of this 613-nucleotide messenger RNA. It is a transcript of the gene gtf2a2, whose product is annotated as general transcription factor IIA, 2. Lineage: Eukaryota; Metazoa; Chordata; Actinopteri; Syngnathiformes; Callionymidae. Gene Ontology annotation, molecular function: RNA polymerase II general transcription initiation factor activity; TBP-class protein binding. The coding region runs from base 97 to 426 and encodes 109 amino acids. The transcript has 4 exons. Gene Ontology annotation, biological process: transcription initiation at RNA polymerase II promoter; RNA polymerase II preinitiation complex assembly. The record is from RefSeq and is a predicted model, not a curated record. Gene Ontology annotation, cellular component: transcription factor TFIIA complex.